Messenger RNA from Amoebophrya sp. A25, 318 nucleotides. The record is from the annotation of a GenBank genome assembly. NCBI's taxonomy places the organism in Eukaryota, Dinophyceae, Syndiniales, Amoebophryaceae.
AUGUUGACGUGCGUAUACGCACGACCUGGCCACGUGUCUCGCCAGCCGCAGAAACCCUUGAGUUCCUCAAAGAGAUCGACCCCAAAGAUGCAAAGCCCUUACUGCAGGAGACCUUGUCCUGUGCAUCUUCGUCGUCUGGUGCUAAAAAGGGUCCGCCCUCCAAGUCCAAGGAAAAAAACCCUUUCGCCUUGUCCACCUGGCUCGCUGACGAGUACGUGGUACGCUUUGCCGAGCUUGCUAUUGCAAACCACUACUACUCUCCGAGAAUCGAGAUGCACCGGUCGAUUGAAAGAACACAUCGUGCGGAGUAUCUCCUGA